AUGGAUUCAUUGGAUAGCCACGACAGUCAAUCAAAUCUACAUCGAAACGAUCAAUCCAAUAAUCCAGUAUUACAUGUUCGAAAUGAAGGGAAUAGUAACGUUGCUGUGGAGACAGUUAGUGACGAAGAUCAUAUUAAUACAGAGGAGCAAGUUGAACAUGAACGACUUGUUUCUCAACUCUUAACGAUGCAAGAUGGAUUCGUACCUGGUGAUAUUUUAAAGAUAAAUAAUACCCAAUACUCACAGCAUCGUUAUCCCUUCAAUCAGACCAAUACUUCCUCUUUACUCAACGUGCAUUCGACGUCUAAACAAUAUCCAGAUAGUAGCUCAAAUUAUGAUGAUCAAGAUGAAUUCAUGAGUGAAGAUACUGUAAAUUGCAUCAAUCAACUUCUCAACGAAAUCGAUCAAGGACAAUGUCCUGAAGAUACCAAUUUAAAUGACCGACUUGGAAACUAUUUAUUAACUUCAGCGGAAUAUGCUAAUCAAAGUUUAGUGCAAAAACUGCUCGAUCGAUGUAACGAUAUCAUACACUAUACGGAUAGUGAUGGUUACACAGCGUUACAUCGAGCUGCAGGAAAUCAUAGCGGUAUCAAAAUAGUUGAGAUGUUAAUUAAACGCGGUGCAAAUAUCUCAGCUGAGACCAAUGAUGGCUGGCAACCAUUGCAUUGCGCUUGUCACUGGUUUCAUACUGAUAUCGCUUCACUGCUAUUACAAGCUGGCGCUGAUAUCAACGCAAAGACUGGAAGUGGUCAAACUCCGUUGCAUCUUGCAUCAAGAGGGCAAGGUGAAGCGCGUUCUACUAUCGAAAUGUUAUUAUUAAAUAAAGUGAGCUUAUGUGAUAGUCGAGCAAUCAAUAGCUGCCAAGAAUCAGCAGAAGCAAUUGCUUUAAGGUCUGGUCCAAAUGCAGCCUUAUUUGAGUUGAUAGAUGAUAGUAUCAAAGUAUCAUUUAAACAAUUUCGAUUGUCAAAGACAUCAUAG
Messenger RNA from Trichoplax adhaerens, 978 nucleotides. RefSeq lists its product as uncharacterized. The transcript is spliced from 2 exons. The record is from RefSeq and is a predicted model, not a curated record. Gene Ontology annotation, molecular function: protein binding. Lineage: Eukaryota; Metazoa; Placozoa; Uniplacotomia; Trichoplacea; Trichoplacidae. The coding region runs from base 1 to 978 and encodes 325 amino acids.